Messenger RNA from Brachypodium distachyon (stiff brome), 1957 nucleotides. Its product is annotated as SET and MYND domain-containing protein 4. Gene Ontology annotation, molecular function: protein binding. NCBI's taxonomy places the organism in Eukaryota, Viridiplantae, Streptophyta, Magnoliopsida, Poales, Poaceae. The transcript has 9 exons. The record is from RefSeq and is a predicted model, not a curated record.
AUGCAGAUUAUCAUUAAAUCUUGCCGAGAGACCCACUGCCAUUAUUGCUUUAGUGAAGCACCUGCAGAUGUUGUAUUCUGCCCUUUGUGUACAAUACCUGUUUACUGUUCAAAAGAGUGCCAGGAGCAAGCUGUAGGUGAUAUUUCUUGGAAUCAAGAUACUUCUCUUGAAUUUAACAGUCAUCAUCUGGUUGAUAACGCAAAGUUGGGCCUAACCUCUACAAGGUGCAAGACUUCAAACUCUAAACAGAUUGCUGAACAUAUGCAUGAAUGUGGAGGUGCCCAUUGGGCAGCUGUUUUGCCAGCUGAUAUAGUUUUAGCUGGUCGAGUAAUGGCACAAUACAUAGAUAAAAGACUGCUGACUGGAAAGAGCUCUGCCAUCUCUGGCCCAAAUUUGGAUCUCGUUCACCACUAUGAUAUAGAUUCUCCUACUAGCAAGUUGGAAUCUCAUAUAUAUGCUAUUGUCUUGUUAUUAUGCCUCCAAAAGUACUAUAGAUCAGACCUUUCAUGGAGAGAGGAAUCUUUAUCACAGCUGGUUCUUUUGAUAUGUCAAAUUAAGGUCAAUUCCAUUGCUAUUGUUCAUAUGAAAUCUGUGGAUGGAGGCCAGGAACUGACAGAAAGUAAAGGGUAUUCUACAGCUAGUGAUGCAGUUAUGUGUAGUGUCGAGCAGAUCAGGGUUGCCCAAGCUAUUUACAUGUCCGGUAGCCUCUUUAAUCACUCGUGCCGCCCAAAUGUGCAUACCUAUUUUCAUUCACGCACUCUCUUUCUAAGAUCUACGGAGUAUAUAGAAUCAGGGAGCCCACUAGAGCUAUCAUAUGGUCCACAGGCUGGCGAGAUGGAUCUUCUAGAGAGACAAAAGUCACUUCAGGAGAAUUACAAAUUUAGUUGCCGGUGUUCAAGUUGUUCAGAGCUAAAUCUAUCGGACCUUGUCAUCGAUUCAUUUUGUUGUCCAAGAAGUUUCUGUCUUGGUGCCGUAUCAGAAUCGACUUGCUACAGAUCUGAAGAGAACUUUGUGCAUGUUUCCCUAAAUGGAUCUGCUGUCUGCAAACUAUCGUUACCUGAUGUAUCCAAGGUUGAUGAGGAUAUGGAGAAGGUUGGGAAAUUGUUUUUCAGAAAUGAUGAUGCUGAUUUGAAGAUAGAUCCAGGAUAUUGCAUGAGCUGUAGAUCACAACUUGACUUGUCUUCUGUUGUUGCUACAUUAGACAGGGCAGCAUCAAAGAUCAACAGGUUUAAGGAACUUAUAGUUAUUGACGAUGUCUCUGAAGUUCUCAUCACAAAUGCAUUACAAUCCCUGGAACAAAUCAAGAAGUUGAGGCACCCAUAUAGCAAGGCUCUUGCCCAGGCAGAAGACAAAAUUGCAGAGGCCUUUGCAAAGGUAGGAGAUCAAGAACAAGCAAGAAAGCACUGUGAAGCAUCAAUUAAGAUCCUCGAGAAGCUGUACCACCCCAAACACAUAGCCAUUGCCCACGAGUUGAUCAAGCUCAUUUCCAUCAAGCUGUGUAUGGGGGAUAAGGCAGGUGCAGCAGCUACAGUCACCCGGGCAGAGGCAAUAUUCUUGCUUUAUUAUGGACCAGAUGUUCAGAGGGUUUUACCUUACAUUGAUGCCCUAAAAAUAGCUGUCAGUGGAUGAUUCAUCGAAGUACCUUGGCAAUCUCAGGAGCAGAGGAUCCUCACAGAUAUGUGCACCUACCUCUUCGCUGACAGGCUUAUUGAUCAGUGUAUGAUUUUACUUGGUGCAGUUUAGUUUUCAAAUAGACAAAGCUAGGAAAGGAAAAUUAGUCGAUCCAAUUGUGACAAUCUUGCCAGCAAUGUAACUUCUGAAUUUCUGAAAUCUCCUGUAGUUAUAGAGGUUGCGAAUUUUACUUCCAAUGUAAACUGCUCGACACCAUUCACACUGUCUUAAAAUGCAUGUACGUUGCAAAAUGCUUCAACUGACGUAGAUACAAAAAGUAGACCCA